AUGAUGAGCAUAUAUCGCCCUAAUUACCUCCUCCUAUUCCUCACCGCCUUAUUGUAUCUUUUCGUUGUUGUCACCGCGUAUGGAGUGGGAGGAGGAGAAGGGCACCUUUACCCUCCCAAGUACCCUCCUCUAAGGGGUGGGUAUUUCCCCUAUGACAACUUGAACGACCCACGUUUGAGGGAGAUCGCAGAGUUCGCCAUUUCCAAGUACAACAAGAUUCAUGACCAAAAACUAUUGUUGCAAAAGUUGGUUCAUGGACAGUUCCAAAUAGCGGAGGGAACCAAUUACAAGCUUGUCAUUACAGUUCUCAAUUCUUCUAAGCAAAAAGAGGAGAGACUAGAUUUUAGUACAUGA
This is a messenger RNA of Pyrus x bretschneideri (Chinese white pear), 354 nucleotides long. RefSeq names its product cysteine proteinase inhibitor 1-like. Bases 1 to 354 code for a protein of 117 amino acids. The transcript has 2 exons. The record is from RefSeq and is a predicted model, not a curated record. NCBI's taxonomy places the organism in Eukaryota, Viridiplantae, Streptophyta, Magnoliopsida, Rosales, Rosaceae. Gene Ontology annotation, molecular function: cysteine-type endopeptidase inhibitor activity.